Neolamprologus brichardi is the source of this 1545-nucleotide messenger RNA. The record is from RefSeq and is a predicted model, not a curated record. Lineage: Eukaryota; Metazoa; Chordata; Actinopteri; Cichliformes; Cichlidae.
GCGCCUCUGUUUUCCGCAGCGGUCCGAGUUUUGUCCAUGUAAAUAGAGAAAUGUCGCAUUCCCCGGACUCCCACAGCCUACUCUCUGCCUCUUCCCAGCUUAACCUGAUGGAAGUGGACUCGAUUGAUGAUAAGGAGUUUGACAUUCCACAAGUGGAUACACCUCCCACACUGGAAAGCAUUCUCAACGAGCUGGAGGAUGAGGAGGAGCCGUUCGUACUGGAGGACACCUGCAUCCUAAACACAGACAACAUGGAUGCUCACUCCUGUGAGACCUCCUCUCUGGCCAGCUCUGACAGCGGAGACCCAUCACACCUGAAACGGCAUGCUUUAGUUGGAGAAAAGGCUUGUUACCAAUCAGUCUCGAGCUACGCAGGACAGAUUGUGUAUUUGGGCACCAAGUCCGCUCACAUUAUGACUCUACGCAACUGGAGAGAGCGUAUUGACUGUUUGAUGAAGCAGGAACAUUUUGUUGAAGCCCUCUCUUUGGCCUGGUCCUUUCACGAGGGAGCUGCUAAGGCUGUGGUUGGCCUGUAUGGAGAUUCCCUGAAGAGGAAGGCAGUGGUCAGUGACAAGAUGAUCGAGAUCCUUUUCCAGUUUGCUGAGCAUGCUCUGAAAAAGUGUCCAGAACAAGGCAAAAUCCAAGUAAUGGAGCAACAUUUCCAGGCAGAGCCCAUCCACCUUUCAGAGAAGGCUUAUUUCCGCCUCUUUGACCUCCUCUUUAACCAGCUGUAUUCGCGGCUGGUAGAGAACAUGGUUGCUAAAGCUGUGUUCUUGGAGUCACUGGAGUCGUACGUUGUCGCUGAUCGUGUUGGACACCUCACUCCAGCCAUUAUGAGGGACCUCCUUGACCACUACCAUAGUAACGGUAUGAUGGACAGUCUGGAGAGAUGCAUCGUCCACCUAGAUGUUACCAGCUUGGACAUACAGCAGGUGGUUCAAGUAUGUUGGGAGAACCAGCUCUAUGAUGCAAUGAUCUACGUUUUCAACAGUGGGAUGAAUGACUACAUCACUCCAAUGGAGAAACUCUUUGCAGUGAUUGGUCCAACACUUAAGGAGGGGAGGAGCCUAACAGAUGAGAACGUGGUAAUGGGGAACAAACUACUCGUGUACAUAAGCUGUUGUCUUGCAGGGAGGGCGUAUCCACUUGGAGAUAUCCCAGAAGACCUUGUGGUUCAAGUCAAGAACCAGGUUUUUGACUUCCUGAUCCGUCUCCACUCAGCUGACUCGUCCGAGGAAGAGGACGUUUUUCCAUUUAUUCGUACACUCCUCCACUUUGACACCAGGGAAUUUCUCAAUGUUCUCGCCAUGGUGAGAUUAAAAAUCUGGGUUUUUAUUUUGUUUGUUUUUGUUUGUGUUUAGCCUGGCUUGGUUUGAUGGUUUAAUGGUUUACCCAGUUGGCUGGUUUCCCCGGUUCGACUGCAGGAGGAGAUGCAAAUUCCCCUGGGAAGAUCAUCUGUCAUUAAAAUAUGGCAAACAGAGACAAUUAUGAACAUAAAGAAUCUUACAAAGACCAGUAGUGGGCAUACAGAGCAGCACAUGCAGA